AUGUCUUCCAAUGUACGUGAAGGCCGCGUCGUCAAGACAAAGGAAACCAAGAAGUUCAGAAGCAGUAAGCAGGGCGAUAAGACCAAGACCAAGUCCAGAGUCAUUCGCUGCCGUUUCCUCGAGCUGCCUGCUGAGAUACGUAAUCGCAUAUACCACUUCGCAGAAGAGAAGGUGUACAAUGAAUGGCUGGCACCGCCGCUUCUAGUAUGUGAGAAGCUAGCCGGACGUGUCGCCAACCCUGGCAGCUCAAGCCGACUGGGUACUCUGCGCUAUCGUGCGCUCACCCAAGUCUGCAAGCAAAUCCGAACCGAAUAUCGACCCAUAUGGCUUCGUCAAUCCUGCUUCCACAUGGAACUGUCGGCUGUAGACCGCUUCGUUCACACAUACUACCCCAAGGCCACAAGUUACCAGAACGCUCCGAGGCUUCUGCUGAUCUCGUGGGACCACGGCCAGAUCGAAGGAGAAUUUGGAGAAGACUAUGAUGGUGAAGGUCAUUCUGACUGCUACGAGGAUUCCAUGCAGGACGUGAGGUCAGACAUUACACUCUUGAUCCGCCUACGCGCACAUUGCCCAAGCUUUACUGCCAAGUUCGUCUCCCGUCGGAUACUUGAGCACGACGUGCGCAAUCUGCAUUGCGAAGAGUGCGGGCACAAUCUUAAUUGUCCAUGCGAUACCUCCUGCGAUCACGAAGACACUUGGGAUGAAGCAACCUGGCAAAUGGAGGAUAGUUACCAGUACUUACGGAGUUUGAACGCAUUCCUCGCCAACAGCAACGAGAAUUGGCUUAAGCUGCUCCGCGGUAAAGAUUGGAUGAACACUCUCGUGGAAUUUUCUUUCAACAUCACUACCCAGAGGCCCACGUUCUACAUUCGUUUCGAUAAAGGCCGAGCUCCAAAGGGGUUCCAGUUAAAGAACAUGUACAGCUAUGCUCUCAAAUUCCUCACUCGCUCAGGCAUGUUGGAACUCGAGGACUAUCAAUUGAUGGAAUAUGUCAUCGGUGAAGAGACUGGGGGUUUCACCCGCAACUCUAGAGAGUUUGGGGUCCUCGAGCCUACCUACAAUCAGAUCCAUCUUAACGAUUCCACUAUUAUUCUAUGGAAGAAAGAGGAAGAGGCAAAAACAUCCGCAUCUUGA
This is a messenger RNA of Alternaria ventricosa, 1134 nucleotides long. RefSeq lists its product as uncharacterized. The record is from RefSeq and is a predicted model, not a curated record. Gene Ontology annotation, molecular function: protein binding. Lineage: Eukaryota; Fungi; Ascomycota; Dothideomycetes; Pleosporales; Pleosporaceae. The transcript has 3 exons. The coding region runs from base 1 to 1134 and encodes 377 amino acids.